GGUACCAAUGUACUUUGUAUGCAGUGUCAGUGUUCCUGCUGUGAGUAGUUUUUUACAUUCCCUGCAAGGUCUUUUGGAUUUUCCAGUGGUCGACGUUGGUGCUGUCAGCUUUUUCCUUUCAUUGAAUAUAUCUUCAACCGCACGUGACCUGUUGUCUCUGCAUCUUGGGGUCACGUUACUGGCAACCAUAACAAAGUUCUCUUGCCUGACUCUGGAGAUCGAACCAUGGGGCGUGGACCGACCGUGUUGGUUAUGCGCUUCAGUCCAGGAAGUCGGCUCAAGGAGACCUGGCUUCUGAAUCACUGAGGAAAAACUUCAAGGAGCCCUCUCAGCUGCCCACUUGACACGGGGAUCUGAUAUUGCUAUCUUCGGCCGGGAGCUUAAAUCUCAUCCAUUUUCGACAUUUGAGCUACUCGGGAGGAAAAAACACGGAUAUUUCCAUGACCAUGAUAUGCGGACGAUAAUAUCCAGCAGAUACAAUUUACAAAACUAAUCAAAUGGUUUUGACACCCUAAGGACUUCUAUCCUAUUGCCUGCUGGUGCUUUCUGUGAUCCUCCACAAUGAAUCCAAGCAGCUUCUUUGGGCAAGCGGUCCUGCUGCUAAGUACUGUCCUGGGCCAGAGUGUGGGAUUAGAGUUUACCGGCUCCGAGGGUCAGUGGGCUCGGUACCUGCGCUGGGACGCCAGCACCAGAAGCGACCUGACCUUUCAGUUCAAGACAUCCCAGUCCGAAGGCCUCGUCAUGUACUUCGACGACGGCGGAUACUGCGACUUCCUGCUCCUCACCUUGACCAGGGGUAGGAUGCAGCUUCUCUUCAGCAUCGACUGCGCCGAGACCACCAUCAUGUCAGACAAGAUGGUCAACGACAGCCGUUGGCAUUUUGCAGCCAUCAACAGGCAUAACUUGCGGACCGGCUUGGCGGUGGACGGCCUGACCAAGACGGCGGAGGUGCGUCCUCAGAGGCAGUUCAUGAAGAUCGUCAGUGACCUUUUCCUGGGUGGGCUGCCGGGGGACAUACGCACAUCCGCCAUCACUCUGCCCUCCGUCCGCGAGCUUCCGCCAUUCCAGGGGAUCAUCACGGACCUCAGCUACGGGAGUAAGCUGCCCACGCUCAUCAACAGUCAGAAAGUGCGCUUGGAAAUGUUGGGCCUUUGCACCGAGAACCCGUGUGAGAACGGCGGGAUCUGCUCGCUGGCAGAUGGAGAAACCUAUUGUGACUGCUCCAGAACUGGAUUUGUAGGGCGACACUGCACUGAAGCAGUCCAGAGAACACCAGGCUUCGCACACCUGAAGGCAGAGCAAGCGAGGGAGGAGAACGUGGCCACCUUCCGCGGCUCCGAGUACUUCUGCUACGACCUGUCGCAGAACCCCAUCCAGAGCAGCAGCGACGAGAUCACGCUCUCCUUCAAGACGUGGCAGCGCAACGGCCUGCUGCUGCACACGGGCAAGUCGGCGGACUACGUCAACCUGGCGCUCAAAGACGGCGCCGUCUCGCUCGUCAUCAACCUGGGCUCCGGGGCCUUCGAGGCCAUCGUGGAGCCCGUCAACGGGAAGUUCAACGACAACGCCUGGCACGACAUCAAAGUGACGCGCAACCUGAGACAGCAAUCAGGCAUUGGACACGCUAUGGUGACCAUAUCCGUGGAUGGAAUCCUCACCACCACGGGCUACACCCAGGAAGACUACACCAUGCUGGGCUCGGAUGAUUUCUUCUAUGUGGGCGGGAGCCCCAGCACCGCGGACCUUCCUGGAUCUCCCGUCAGCAACAAUUUCAUGGGCUGCCUCAAGGAGGUGGUGUACAAAAACAACGAUAUCCGCCUGGAGCUUUCCCGCCUGGCCCGGAUCGUGGACCCCAAGAUGAAACUGCAAGGCGACGUGGUCUUUAAGUGCGAAAACGUUCCCACCUUGGACCCCAUCAGCUUCGAGACCCCGGACUCCUACCUGGCUCUGCCAAAGUGGAACACCAAACGGGUGGGCUCCAUCUCCUUCGACUUCCGAACUUCGGAGCCCGACGGCUUGAUUCUUUUCACCCACGGCAAGCCCCAGGAGCGCCGCGACGCCAAGUCCCAGAAGACAAAGAAGGUGGACUUCUUUGCCGUGGAGCUUCUGGACGGAGUGCUGUAUUUGGUGCUGGACAUGGGCUCUGGAACCAUCAAGGUCAAAGCCACGCAGGCGAAGGUCAACGAAGGCAGCUGGCACCAUGUGGACAUCCAGAGAGACGGCCGCUCAGGCAUCAUCUCCGUAAACAGCCGCCGGACACCUUUCACGGCCAGUGGAGAAAAUGAGAUCCUGGACCUGGAGGGGGAUCUUUAUCUCGGCGGCCUUCCCGACAACCGGGCGGGCCUGGUGCUUCCCACCGAGCUGUGGACCGCCAUGCUGAACUACGGCUACGUGGGCUGCAUCAGGGACCUCUUCAUCGACGGACGCAGCAAGGACAUCCGGCAGAUCGCCGCGUCUCAGAACGCGACCGCUAUCAAGUCGUCCUGCGGGAAGGUGACGGGGAAACAGUGCGACAGCGGUCCCUGCAAGAACAGCGGCGUGUGCAAGGAGGGAUGGAACCGCUUCAUCUGUGACUGUGCAGGAACAGGAUUCUGGGACAGUACCUGCGACAGAGAGGCGUCCAUCCUGUCGUACGACGGCAGCAUGUACAUGAAGGUGGUGAUCCCCGACGUGGUGCACACGGAGGCCGAGGACGUGUCCCUGCGCUUCAUGUCCCAGAGGGCGUUCGGCCUGCUCAUGGCCGCCACGUCGCGCGAGUCCGCCGACACGCUGAGGCUGGAGCUGGACAGCGGCAAAGUCAAACUGACGGUCAACCUAGACUGUGUCAGGAUAAACUGUAACACCAGCAAGGGUCCUGAGGUUCUUUAUGCCGGACAAAAGCUCAACGACAACAACUGGCACUCGGUGCGAGUGGUCCGCCGUGGUAAAAACCUCAAACUCCUUGUGGAUGACGACAUGGCGGAAGGUCAAAUGGCGGGCGACCACACCCGGUUGGAGUUCAACAACGUGGAGACGGGCAUCUUGACCGAGAGACGCUUUGUGUCGUCUGCACCCUCCUCGUUUAUCGGACACCUUCAGAGCCUCAAGUUCAACGGCAUGCAGUACAUCGACAUGUGCAAGAACGGGGACAUCGACUUCUGCGAGCUCAACGCCCGUUUCGGCAUGCGCUUCAUCGUCGCCGACCCCGUGACCUUCAAGACCAAGGGCAGCUACCUGGGCUUGGCCACCCUGCAGGCGUACACCACCAUGCACCUCUUCUUCCAGUUCAAGACCACCUCGCCCGACGGCUUCGUCCUCUUCAACAGCGGCGACGGCAGCGACUUCAUCGCCGUGGAGCUGGUCAAAGGGUUCAUCCACUACGUGUUUGACCUGGGGAACGGGCCGAGUCUUCUGAAGGGGAACAGUGACAACCCGCUCAACGACAACCAGUGGCACAAUGUGGUGAUCACGCGAGACGCUGCCAACACUCACACCCUCAAAGUGGACUCCAAGUCUGUCACCCAGAAUGUCAACGGGGCCAAGAACCUGGAUUUAAAAGGAGAUCUGUUCGUUGGAGGUCUGGGACCCAACAUGUACCAGAACCUGCCCAAGCUGGUGGUUUCUCGCGAAGGCUUCCAGGGCUGCUUGGCCUCGGUUGACCUCAACGGCCGUCUGCCAGACCUCAUCAGCGAUGCCCUUUUCCGCAGCGGGCAGAUCGAGCGCGGCUGCGAAGUUGGUUUCACCAAAGCCGACCUGCAAGGCCCCAGCACCACCUGCCAGGAGGACUCCUGCGCCAACAUGGGCGUGUGCAUCCAGCAGUGGGAGAACUUCACCUGCGACUGCUCCAUGACGUCCUAUUCCGGGACUCAUUGCAACGACCCCGGUACCACCUACAUCUUCGGUAAAGGAGGGGGUCUGAUCACGUACACCUGGCCCAAUAAUGAAAGGCCCAGCACUCGGACCGACCGGCUGGCGGUCGGCUUCAGCACCACCAUCAAAGACGGCAUCCUGGUCCGCAUUGACAGCGCCCCGCGCCUGGGAGACUACAUCAUGCUCCACAUCGACCAAGGAAAAGUCGGUGUUACCUUCAACAUUGGGACGGUGGACAUCAGUGUCAAGGAGUUGACCACAUCCAUAAACGAUGGCAAAUACCAUUUGGUUCGAUUCACCAGGAACGGAGGCAACGCCACCUUACAGGUUGACAACUGGCCAGUCAAUGAGCACUUCCCCUCAGGCAACAGCGACAUUGAGCGCUAUCAAAUGGCCAAUAAGAAAAUCCCGUUCAAAUAUACCCGGCCAGUAGAAGAUUGGCUUCAGGAGAAAGGCCGGCAGCUGACCAUCUUCAACACCCAAGCGACCAUUUCCAUCGGCGGGAACGACCGGAAGCGGCCCUACCAGGGCCAGCUCUCGGGCCUCUACUACAACGGCCUCAAGGUGCUCAACAUGGCCGCCGAAGGCCACGUCAACAUCCGGGUGAACGGCAGCGUGCGGCUGGUGGGCGACGUGCCCGCCAGCAGGGGCGCCGCACGCACCACCACCUCCGUGCCCCCGGAGAUGUCCACCACCUUCAUCGAGACCACCACCACCCUGUCCACCACCACCACUCGCAAGCAGCGCUCGCCGCCAACCGUCCAGACGACAGACGACAUCGUUUCAUCGGCCGAGUGCUCCAGCGAUGACGAGGACCUGGAGGAGUGCGACUCGGGACAUACAGGAGGGGAGCUAGUCGUCCCCAUUUUAAUGGAGGACCCCAUAGACACCCCUUCUGUGUCCACCCGUUCUUCUUUUAUGACCCUCCCCCCCACCCUCCACCCGCUCCUCACCAUUGUCGAGACCACCAAAGAACCCUCGGCCGCGGCCACCGAGGCGGGGGUGCCUUGCUUGUCGGACCGAGGCGGCGGUGAUUGUGAUGAUGAUGAUGAUGAUGAUGAUGAUGGCAUGGUGAUUUCGGGGUUUGGCUCUGGCGAAGCGUUCGACUCUAGCCUGCCCCCGACUGACGACGAAGAUUUUUACACGCCCUUCUCCCUGGUGACAGAUAAGGUCUUGACCACGUCCACCUAUGAAGGCGGCUACAAAGCCCUCGCGCCCAAGUGGGAGGCCAAGGACUUGAGGCCUAGCAAAGCCUCCGAGGCAGGUAGGACUACGGCCGCCUUGCCCCUGCCCGACCCCCGGGGCACGCCGGCGGCGGCGGCGCCUCCCAAGCUGCCCGCCGGGAAAAUGAACAACCGCGAGCUAAAACCCCCGCAGCCGGACGUCGUCCUGCUCCCCCUUCCCACGUCCUUCGACCUGGACGGCACCAAGCCGCGGGGUCCUUACGUCACCUCGCCCAUGCUGCGCACGGUGCCCGCCGCCUUACCCACGGUGCCCGGCGUGGUGCGGCGUGUACCGCCGGGGGCGUCGGAGGUCAUCCGGGAGUCGAGCAGCACCACGGGCAUGGUGGUGGGCAUCGUCUCGGCCGCCGCCCUCUGCAUCCUCAUCCUCCUCUACGCCAUGUACAAGUACAGGAACAGGGACGAGGGCUCCUACCAGGUGGACGAGACGCGCAACUACAUCAGCAACUCGGCGCAGACCAACGGCGCCGUGGUGAAGGACAAGACGCCCGGCGCCGCCGCCGCCACCAAAGCCGGGGGCGCCGCCGCCAACAAGAGACCGAAAGACAAGGACAAGGAGUACUAUGUAUAGAAGUGGUUUCCUUUUGGACAGUACCAUAUUGGCAACUGGGACUUUAAAAAAUGCGAACUCAAGACUUUCUGAGUCGGUGGAAAUUUCCACAAACACACAAAAAAAAAAAAAAAACCUCGGCUUGAAAAAGCUGACUUUUCUGGAGAGACAAUGUACUGAGACUCCACAAGGACCUUUGAAGGACACCUGAGACUUUGGACUGAGUGAACCACAACCACAGUCUCUGUCUGAGGUGUGUGUGUCUGAGGUGUAUGUGUGUGUGUCUGAGGUGUGUAUGUGUGUGUGUGUGUGAUUGGUGGGAGUCCUGCCGACCCUCCUUGUCCGUUGUAACCUGUAAAAAAAAAAACAAGCGCUGUCAUAGGGAGUUGCAUGUGAGGCGUACGUGACGCGGUGCUGGCGUCUGCCGGGGACGGACCUCAAAGGGACGACGUUUGGAGUACACACGUUUUUUUCUCCCACUUUCUAGUGUUUGUUUAUUCAAUUGUUUUCUAAAGAUGGCAGCACACAACACUGUGACUACCCGGCGAGAGGUUUCGUGUUUCACUCCCUCCUGUCCGACCUUCCGAUUGGACGAUUGCGAUCGGAAGGAUUCGUUACGAUCGACGGGCGUUUUGAACAUCAAACGCAUCUUCUCAAUUGGCGGAGAGUGACGAAAAGGAAGUCUGCACUUUUAUCCACAAUCUUGUUUUUUUUAUUUUUGUGCAUUCUAAAUAAUAAGGGUGUCAAACUUUGGUCACCUAACAAUGGGGUCUGAUUCCGAUUUCUGGGGCAAUUCAACAUGAUUCUUGAUUCCAAAUCGAUUCUCGCAAUGUAUUAUUUGGUAUAAUAUUCACCAUGAACAUUUUUCAAAACAGGUUACAGAAGCUCCAUUAAAAAACUUAUUUUUAUAUUGAUUCUUAUAAAACUUUUUUUUAAUCAUGAGCUCUUAGUUUGGAGCAAGGUUCUCAAACUUUACACAUAACUUCAGAGUUAAGCAUAAGUGCUGCCCGCGCAGCGUGGUGAGUUUGAAUCCACACUCACCCACACUACUAUAGGUAAUAAUAAACUACAUUAAAACAAGUGCCGCAAAGCAUGCUGGGAAACAGGAAGCACAAAGAUCAUGUUUAAAAUGUAAUUAAUUUAGAAUCAGGCUGGAUAAGAAUCACGAUUUGGAUGUGAAUCGAUUUUUUUUGUGCACCCUUAUUAAAUACUAGGGCUGUGAAUCUUUGGGCACCACACGCUUCCAUUCGAUUCUUAAGGGUAACGAUUCGAUUCGAACGAUUCUCGAUUCAAAACUAAUACUGUUUUAAUAACAAUGGGUGCCAGGUCUAUGAUUAACUACAUUCCUCCUUAACUUAGAUAAACAGCUCUGAUCAAUUUCUAUAUUACUUAAAAGAAAACUGGUUUUGUUUAAUAAAAUUCUACCCAAACAUUUAACAAAGUUAAAUACCCAAAUAAGGCAACAAGAGAAGUAUCCAUUUUCUAAAGUAAAUAUAUGUGCAGCAGAUAUAGAUCAUCUACAUCAGACCUGGGCACAUUAAGGCCCGUUAAGCUUUUCAAUCUGGCCCGCCGGACAUUCCCAAAUAAUUUUUUUAGAUCUUUAAGAUGGAAACUAGCUACCAUUAUGAUGUGCAGUGAUGUUUUCUAAUGACCGCAAGUCUUGAACUGUACAAAGUAUUUCAAUGGUUGGAAUCUGCGCUUAUGGAUACCAGUUACUAUGGUCAUCUAAUUAGUUACUAUGGUCAUCUACGUCACAGCAGCUCAGACGAGGCACCAAGCAGUGUGGGCGGGAAGCGUUUCCACAGACGCGGAAGGAGAUUUUCACGACAAAGUUCUAAAGCUUAGUGAUAUAUCAGAUUGUAGGAGGGUUUAUUUUGUACCUUUCGCGUUCAUAUUUUACUGUUUGUUGCAUUUUUGUUGCGUUUCACUUGAUUGUAAAAUAUGUCGAUCGACAGGGGGUGUGACAUUCAUAUUUUGUCAAUAUUCAGUGUUUUAUCGUUCACAGAAAAAUGGAAAAUUCCAUUACGUUUUUUAAGGCGGUCUGUCAUAACGUUUUUAGCAUUCAAUCAGACAUUAUUGUGAGGUUUUGUAUUAGUGUUCCUAAAAAUAGAUAUACCAGCCCCCAGACUCAUUUUUUUCUCUAAAUGUGGCCCCCGAGUCAAAAUAAUUGCCCAGGCCCGAUCUACAUCAACAAUAUGAAAAGCACAGAUUAAAAAAAAUACAUUUUUGGAAUCGAUUAAAAAUCGUUACAAAUAAGAAUUGCAAUUCAUUAUUAUUAUUUUUUUAACACCCCUACUAAAUACUGCAAAACUGCUAGCAAAAGGCAGCUAACAAUGCAGCUAAUUCAUCUUAUUAAUAAACUGUUCAAAAAAACCUUCUUUAUGCACACGCUGUAAGUAUUAUGUAACGUACUAACAGGCACAUUCAUAGUAAUAUUUACAGUAGUGCUGUGAAAUGAUACAUUUUACAAAAAUCAGAUUAAUCACACUUUUGAAUUUAGAUUAUUCGUGAUUAAUCACAGUUAAUCACUUGCUUACAUUAUUUUUUAUUGACCGAUAUAAAGACCCCGAUGUUUUCAUGCAAAUCCAAAGUCACUGUUUCCUGUUUUAAAUCUGAUUAAUCACAAUUAAUCAGUUUUUUUUUACUUUAAUUAAUUUGACACAAAAGCAAUUUUAUAGUCAAAAAAAAAAUGUUUUACUUGAAUUUAUUCGUUAAAAACCUGGUAACAGUUUUAUCUACAGUCAUGUCCAAGUUUUUGUUUUUUAACAAAAUUUAGUUUGUUUGCAUUGACCUUAUAACAAUCUUUGCGGGUAAUUAACUAAUGUAAAAAAAAAAAAUCAUCAGAUAAAUCUGCAACUACACAAGAUUAAUGCAAUAUUUUUUUCUGAUUAAUCACAUGAGCUAACUCGUUAUUUUUGUCUGCCUUAAUUCACAGUAUUUUAGUGAUUUGAAGCAUUACUAUAACUUAUUUCCUAAUUAUGGCAAAAUAUAAGAAAUACAAAAUCAAAACAAAACGGUCACUUAAAAUGUCCGCUCUCACUGGGAUGCUGACUAAAGGGAUGGUUGUAUCUUUCAGCACAAGUUUAGAGUUUAAAUACAGCAUAAUCAUCACUUCUCAGAUUUAAAAAAAAAAAAAUGGGACGAAACUAACUCUUGUCCAAGUUGAAUUUCGAAGUUGACCAAUUUCUGGGUUUGUGGCCACAACCUUCUACUUUAUGAAUUAGAUGCAUGAUUUAUAAUCUAACAUGAACUCUCAGCAUGCCCCUCGCUAGUGACCAAAGAGGCAGUCUGAGUGUGUGUGAGCAAAAGUUGCUAAAAGUAGUUCCUUGGUGUUAGCUCUUCCAAUAACAAUGUUGCUAAAGUGUCUUUAAUAUGAAGGUUACAGCAUUUAUGUAAAGCAGGUUUCAAAAAAAAAAAAAAGUGAUUACCUGCAUUGUUAGCCGCCUCUUACUUGCAGUUUUUUUAUUUCCUAUUUAGAACACACAGAGAAGAGAAAAGACUGUUGUUGUCUCAAGGCUAAAGUGUGGUUUUCCUUUAAAGAAUAAAAAUAACAUACUGAUGGAUAUGUGAGAAUGUCUUAAAUCAGUCAAACUCAUUUUAGAUCCCAGGCCACAUGGAGAAAAAUGUACUGCCAAGUGGGCCAGACUGGUAAAAUCACGGCACGAUAACUUAAAAAUAAAGACAACUUCAGAUUGUUUCCUUUGUUUAAAAAAAGAACAAGCACAUUCUGAAAAUGUACAAAUCAUAAAGUUGUUAGGGUUUUUUUUACAUUUACAUGUUGCGGUUAAUAGAAAUUGUAUCUUUAUUUGUCGUUAUUUAUACUUUCUGAAUACAUUAUGUGAUAAUGUUCAUCAGUCAACUCAUUGGUGUUAAUUUUCAAACUCUCAAGAUAAAAAAAAUUAUAUCAAAAUGAAAUUACAGGAUGCUAUUUAUGUAGUUUGCUCAUUUUCCUCCACUGGUGCACUAACAUUAUGUGGUUUAUUUUUUUAUUUUUUUUUUACAUAUGUAGCAUCAUCUACAAAGAUACAAAGAAUUGCUAUUGCGACCUAUAGUGGACACAUUUAGAACAGCAGUUUCUUUCAUUGAAAAAUUUCGGAAAAUUGUUAUACUUAGCAAACUCAUCACGCUGACCGGAUAAAACCUGUUCGCGGGCCGUACGUUUCACACCGCUGUCUUAAAUAUUUUAUAAGAAUAUAAUUAGUUUUUUUUAAAUCAAUUUUCGAAUGAAUUGAUGAAUCUUAUGUGUAACAAUUCUUAAUCGAUUCCAAAAAAUCCAAAAUAGAUUUUUUAUUUUUUUUCAAGUUAUGUUUUCUUUUUCUUUUUUUUUUUAGAUCUGUCCAGUUAAUUUAUUUACUGUUUGGGUAGAAUUGUAUUCAACAAAAACAGUUUUGUUGAAGUAAUAUUGAAAUGUAUCACAGCUGUUUGUCUAUUUUAUGGAAGAAUGUAGUUAAUCAUAGAACUGGCAUCCAAUGAUGUUAAAAAAAAUAUAUUUUAAUUUAAUUUUAAUCAAGAAUCGGUAUUGAAUCGAAUCGUUAACCCCAAUAUUGGAAUGGAAGUGUGUUGUGCCCAAAGAUUCACAGCCCUAACAAAUAUAUUUUUAUUAGUCAAGACUGCCCGGAGAAAAGAACACAUGAUUUUUAUUUUUUGGCAAAUGUUGGAAUGACAAGAAAACAUGUUCAGUUCUUGUUUUUUUUUUUUUUUCAUCGCUCUAAAAGUCAAGAAAAGAUGGAUUUUGAGGAUUUUAUUACGAUGUUUUCAGAUGUAUUGCCAGCACCUUACUUGACUUCGGGUUUCAUUCUUUGCUCGGCGUCAUCGUUUCGUUGGCUCAGCAUUUUUGUAUUUGAUCUACUUCUUCUGUCAUUGUUACGCGUAUAAUUUUUAUGAUGUUUUUUUUUUUUAAUCUAUUUAUUUGUUCUCACUCCAUUUAAUUGCUGAAGUUAUCCGUUCGGUCAAUGUUCACUUUAAUUUUUUGUGUUGGUACUUGACUCGUCUUCUGCUCCUUUUUUGACUCCGAAUCCAGAAAUUAAAAAAAAAAAAAAUGUUGUUCCCAAACUUUUUCUGUGUGUGUGGGUGUCACUCGUGGUUUCUGCGUGUGAGGAGAUGGAGAUGCGGGCAACAAUUGAACAAAACACAAUUUCUCCUCCGACACUUGAACGCUUUCGAAACAGCAGCUGCAUUUCCAUACAAAUGAAAAGCGUGGCGGCGUCGCUAUCAUUUACCGAGGGAUGAUUAUGUAAAUAUACACACUGUUCAUCCAUGCAAAGAUACUUUCACUGGAGUCAUUUUGCAAUGCAGUCUGCUGAAAAUGGUGGAAAGGGCCAAUAUGCAUAACAACUGACGCUGUGGUCAAGGUUGGAAUCGCCACACAGCACAUUUUACGAUAGUCAAAUGUGUGGAUCGUGCACCCUUUCAUGUGUCAGGUAAACCACGGCAAAUGGGGCCAAAAGAACCCCCCUUUUUUUGUAAAUACAACUGUCAAAGGUCUUAAAAUGUAUUGUUCAUUCAAAACAAUCCUUUUCAUGUUCAGAUAUUUGAGGUCGCUAUUCAUAAUUAUAAAACAGAACUAAAUUAGUGAAGUGAAUUAUCUUUAAAUUGCAUUAUUUAAGUUAAACCCAUGAUUUACAACUAGUGCGACCCACCAGUCUUCAAUUGUCCUCGCAAGACUGCAGAGUGCUUUCUAAAUUCAUCUAAAUGAAUCUCGGAAUGCUACAAAUUUACUGCCGUCUUGUGGACAAUGUGAGUAAAUCAGAUCAAUGACCCUUGAAAAUACUUUGAAACACUAGCACAGCAUUUACUUAUGACACAACCCAAACAACCUUCCCUAGUCAUGGUGUACAAAAAAAUGCAACUAACAAAAUACAGAUGGUCACACAACACAACCUGCUCACUGAACUUUGUGGAUAUUAUGAAAAAAAGUCCCUUCAACGUAACAAAAAAUCUAUAUUAUACCGAUCGAAAUCCAUUAGAAUGCAUGAUGAGAAACGUAUGCAUGUUUGGCGCAUUUUAGCUGCGUGAUAUUUCUGAUUGCUUACAAAACUUUAAGGAGGUUGUCACGGAAGUAAACAAGGUAGGAGUCAAACGUUCACAUACUCU
Molecule: messenger RNA, 11733 nt
Organism: Nerophis lumbriciformis (worm pipefish)
Lineage: Eukaryota; Metazoa; Chordata; Actinopteri; Syngnathiformes; Syngnathidae
Gene: nrxn3b
Product: neurexin 3b
Source: RefSeq, a predicted model, not a curated record